AUGGAUCUACUCCCAGAACAUAUGAAGAAGCCCCCGAAAUAUAUCUGGGCUUGCAUUUUAUGCUCUGUAAAUGGACUGCUUUUUGGCAUGGAUACGGGCAUUAUCGGUCCAGUGACCGAUAUGAAAAUUUUCAAAGCGUCGUUUGGAGGCAGCCAGAAUGCCACCAUUCAUGGUCUUAUCGUUUCGUCGAUUCUUAUUCCUGCUGCGUUCUCCUCAUUUUUUGCGGGCUACCUUGCAGACAGACUCGGACGACCAAGAGGCAUUAGUAUUGGCGUUUUCAUCUUCGGUGUUGGAGCUGCGAUCGAAGCAGGCGCAGUUAGUCUUGGAAUGUUUAUCGCCGGUAGAGUGGUAGAAGGCCUAGGUGAAGGACUUUUCUUGGGUAACCUGGUGGUCUUGAUCUGUGAAAUUUCUCCAACAAGCACCAGAGGACCUUUGACUACUGGGCCACAGCUAUUGAUUACGCUCGGCUUGGUUGUCGGCUUCUUCACUUGUUAUGGAUCCUCUACUAUCCAGUCGUCGCUGUCCUGGAGGACGCCAUUCAUUCUCCUAUCCUCACUUUCGAUGAUUCUUUGUGCUACCUCUUUCUUCUAUCUACCUGAAUCGCCUCGGUGGCUGACACUGCAUGGUCGUCACAAAGAGGCUGCUGAGACUUGGGAUAACCUAGAAGUGAGCCAGGCUGAGCGUGAAAAAGUCGAACUCCAGUCGGAGACAACAGAAGUUGUCACUCCUGUUCCAACUUUCGCGAGUGUCAAAGUAAAUACCGUCCAUAAGCUUCUUGACAUCUUCUCCAAGGACGUUCGUACUCGUACGGCUCUUGCUGUGUUCUUGAUGGGCAUGCAGCAGAUGAGUGGAAUUGACGGUGUGCUAUAUUAUGCUCCAUUGCUGUUCCAGCAGGCAGGUCUUACCUCCUCAGAGGCAAGCUUCUUCGCAUCCGGCGUCUCAGCACUCGUGAUUUUCGCUGCCACCAUUCCCGGAUUGAUCUACGCAGAUGGCUGGGGUCGCAGGCACAGCAUUAUCUACGGAGGUGUGGGCCUUGGGGCUGUCAUGUUCCUCAUUGGCGGACUCUACGCUGGCAAUACCGUCCACGGAACUUUCGGUGCUGGUCGCUGGGUCGUCAUCGUUUGCAUUUAUAUCUUUGCAAUCAUCUACAGCUUAACCUGGGCAGUCUCAGUCAAGAUUUAUAGUGCCGAGAUCCAGCCUCAGCGAACUCGGGCAUCAGCCACUACCUUGGCCCAUUCAAGCAACUGGCUCUUCAACUUCUUGGUCGCUUUGACGACACCUAUUCUGUUGGCCAAGAGCAGCUUUGGGGCAUAUUUCCUCUUUGGUGGCUGCUCUCUCUUGACUUCCUUGGUAGGUGCAGUCUUUAUGCACGAGACAAAGGGCCGAUCACUGGGCGAAAUCGAGGAGGCCUUCAAACAUAAAGCGACAGGCGGCAAGAAUAUUCUCAGUGCUCUGAGACGACCAAUGAUGAAGUCCACGGUUUGA
Penicillium subrubescens is the source of this 1485-nucleotide messenger RNA. Its product is annotated as putative MFS sugar transporter. Gene Ontology annotation, biological process: transmembrane transport; carbohydrate transport. The transcript has 2 exons. Bases 1 to 1485 code for a protein of 494 amino acids. Lineage: Eukaryota; Fungi; Ascomycota; Eurotiomycetes; Eurotiales; Aspergillaceae. The record is from RefSeq and is a predicted model, not a curated record. Gene Ontology annotation, molecular function: carbohydrate:proton symporter activity. Gene Ontology annotation, cellular component: membrane.